GUAUGACGGCGCGUCUCUUUGUUGGUCCACAGCGGCAGCUGCGCUCAUGUUGAUGUAGCUAGCUACUCUCUUCACGGAAAUAUUUCGUCUCUUGUUUCAUUGCGGCCUGUACACAUUCUCGUAUCUAGCGUUUGUAUCAUACCUUGUCACGAUAUCAAAUUAACCGAGUAAUGGACUCAGACGAGGGGUACAAUUAUGAAUUCGACGAGGAGGAAGAGGAAUGCAGCGAAGACAGCGCUGAGGAGGAUCCCGAAGACGACACCCUGGAAGUGGAGUUGGAUGACCCUGUUGUGGCCGGUGGAGAGCGAGAUGAAUGUGGGGAGACCGGGGGCAGUGGACUAGGGCCCGGUCAAGACGAGGAGGACUAUCGGUUCGAGGUUCUGACUGCUGAACAAAUCCUUCAGCAUAUGGUCGAGUGUAUCAGGGAGGUCAAUGAUGUCAUCCAGAACCCUGCAACGAUAACAAGAAUACUUCUUAGUCACUUCAACUGGGACAAAGAGAAACUGAUGGAAAGGUAUUUUGAUGGGAACCUUGACAAAUUGUUCUCGGAAUGCCAUGUCAUCAACCCCAGCAAGAAGUCGAGGACACGGCUGAUGAACACGAGGUCCUCUGCUCAGGACCUUCCCUGUCAGAUCUGCUACCUGAACUACCCAAACUCGUACUUCACUGGCCUGGAGUGUGGACACAAGUUCUGCAUGCAGUGUUGGGGGGACUACUUGACUACCAAAAUCAUCGAGGAGGGGAUGGGGCAGACUAUUUCCUGCCCUGCUCACAGCUGUGAUAUAUUGGUGGACGACAACACAGUCAUGAGACUAAUCACAGAAUCCAAGGUCAAGCUGAAGUACCAACACUUGAUUACCAAUAGUUUUGUAGAGUGCAAUCGACUGUUAAAAUGGUGCCCAGCGCCAGACUGCCAUCACGUAGUCAAAGUCCAGUACCCAGAUGCCAAGCCUGUGAGAUGCACAUGUGGCCGUCAGUUCUGCUUCAAUUGUGGUGAGAACUGGCAUGAUCCCGUCAAGUGUAAGUGGUUGAGGAAAUGGAUCAAGAAGUGUGACGACGACAGUGAGACGUCCAACUGGAUCGCAGCGAAUACAAGGGAGUGCCCCAAAUGCCACGUGACCAUUGAGAAGGACGGUGGCUGCAACCACAUGGUGUGUCGGAACCAGAGCUGCAAGGCUGAGUUCUGCUGGGUCUGCCUGGGGCCCUGGGAACCACACGGCUCUGCCUGGUACAACUGCAACCGCUACAAUGAGGAUGAUGCCAAGGCAGCGAGGGACGCACAAGAGGUAACACGGUCCAGGGCAGCGCUGCAGAGGUACCUGUUCUACUGCAACCGCUACAUGAACCACAUGCAGUCGCUGCGCUUCGAGCACAAGCUGUACGCCGGGGUCAAGCAGAAGAUGGAGGAGAUGCAGCAGCACAACAUGUCCUGGAUCGAGGUGCAGUUCCUGAAGAAGGCCGUGGACGUGCUGUGUCAGUGUCGCUCCACACUCAUGUUCACCUACGUCUUCGCCUUCUACCUCAAGAAGAACAACCAGUCCAUCAUCUUUGAGAACAAUCAGGCUGACUUGGAGAAUGCCACAGAGGUUCUGUCUGGAUAUCUGGAGCGGGACAUCUCCCAGGACUCUCUGCAGGACAUCAAACAGAAAGUACAGGACAAGUACAGAUACUGUGAGAGUCGGCGGAGGGUUCUGCUGCAGCAUGUGCAUGAGGGCUAUGAGAAGGAUCUGUGGGAGUACAUAGAAGAUUGAGGAUGGACUCUUUACUAAAACCCCUUCUACAGACUAGAGCACUGAUGCAAUGCCACGGGGCAACACUGGUUUUCAGCUAUUGUUGCUGAUCUUCCCAAUAUUGCGUUUUUUGUUUUUUUUCUUGGGUUUUGUUUAAUGGAAAAGUUUAUAAAUUAUAUCAAAAUAAAAAAAAGAGGUAGAAUAUUUCAAACAUUAAUCGUACAACAGUAUUGUUUGUAGCAGAUUUGAUUGUGAGGACAAAAAAAAGAAAAGAUCUCCCCACUUCUCUCAAUUGGUCACUAUUGUAACAUCACUCCCUUUCCCCAACUACUCUGUUCAGUUUUCCAGUGAGAUGUAUUUUAUUUGUUUCAUUUUAAGUACCCUUGUUUGGGACAUGGGGUUUGUGUUCAACACAGUCCAACUGUUCAAGCCAUGUUCAUUGAGUGUGGUUAGAUCCCAUGUAGGGUUGUUGAAUGUUGAUUUGCUGAUUGUAAGGUGUCAAACCAUAUGGGCUGGCAGACAAAAAGCAAAGGGAGUGCAAAAAAAAAAAAGAAGGAAACAUGUUUUUCAAUUUGUAAAUAACGCAUAUGCAUGGAACAGCAAGUGUGGCAUUUUUUUUUUUUUUUUUAUUUUUAGAAAAAUAUUUAUUCUUUUUCAAAUAUUCAAUAUAGUUGCUGUGUAGAAGACAAGUUCCCUCCUGCUUUAAAAAAUAAAAAAGAAGAGGUGUUUGUGAGGGUUUGGAAGCUGUGUAGCUUCUUCACCCAGGAGAACAAGGAAAGAAACAGUUUGAACGAACGAUAGAACUCUGACUGGGUUGUAGUAGCUUUAAAGCAAAUCUGACUAAACAAAAUCCACUAAAGGAUAGCAUUAGUAGGUGAGAGAAUGAGACUAAAGAACAAACCAUAUUUUUUAACAGCAAGCCAGACUGUAGUUCAGGUAAUACAUUGAUUAUUCAUAGUUGGAAUUGACCUCGCAACUUUCAGAGGUUAUCAGCUAAUUGCACCUGAGGGGUUUUGAGAAAUGAAUAGAGAAUGACUUGGAAAGGAGUCCGGCUGUGUCUUAAAUAGUACCCUAUUCUCUAUAAAGUGCACUUAUUUUGACCAGAGCCCUAUCUAUGGGAGCCCCAUCUAUGGGAGCCCUAUCUAUGGGAGCCCUAUGGGCCCUGGUCAAAAGUAGUGCAUUAUGUAGGGAAUAGGGUGCCAUUUGGGAUGCAAGCCAUGUCCUGUUUGUUCUAACCCCUCCUCCUCCCUUCCUCCUUGUUGUUUUGGUGUCCGAUCACCUCUCCUCCUGUUUCUCCUUAGAAGUUCUCCGUUCCAGAUAACACACUACCAACUGUUUCAUGAGAGCCAAAUUGAGUGACAUUCACUCAUAAAAAAAAAAAAUAAACAAAUGUAUUUCUUUUUCAGGCUUGAGCUUUUCCUCAUGGUUUUUGCAUGCACCUUGGUAACGUGGGAGGCAGUAGGGCACCUUGGUAACCUGGGAGGCAGUAGGGCGCCUUGGUAACCUGGGAGGCAGUAGGGCGCCUUGGUAACGUGGGAGGCAGUAGGGCACCUUGGUAACGUGGGAGGCAGUAGGGCGCCUUGGUAACGUGGGAGGCAGUAGGGCGCCUUGGUAACCUGGGAGGCGGUAGGGCACCUUGGUAACCUGGGAGGCGGUAGGGCACCUUGGUAACCUGGGAGGCGGUAGGGCACCUUGGUAACCUGGGAGACGGUAGGGCACCUUGGUAACCUGGGAGGCGGUAGGUAAUUCCCUGAAAGUGCUGUUUAAACUUGAGUCAGUCGGCAUGACGACAGUACCUAGUCCUAGGCCCCUAAAGAACUAGAAGCUGUGACAGAGCUGGCUGAGAAAACCUACCCCGUUUCCCCCCGCUCUAUCUGUGUUCUGUAAAGGAGUAUUGCUUUCUAUAGCACCAUGCAGUUGAGUUAUACGAACUGCUUUAUGAGCUUCAAGGAAAGAGUCUUGUCCGACAGCUGCAUUUCAAAAGAAAAAAUCGUUACCGGGCAUAAAGAGCUGAUGUUUUGAGAUGUCUGUUGUUGUAAAGCUUUGGCAUCUAGACUAUGAGAGUGGCGUUUACACUGGCAGUGAGUCCGAAAUGCCACCCUACUCCCUAUAUAAGUGCACUACUUUUGACCACACAGACCAAUGGGUAGUAGUGCACUAGAGGGAAUAGGGUGUCAUUUGGGACGUAGCUUGGGUUGUACAAACAUGGUUGACAUGAUGAUGCCAUUUACCUUCGUAACACUUUCCAGUUUUAUAUGAGCGUACGAGGUCCAAAACAAGACUACCCUAGCCCAGGGAAGUGGCAGGAGUAGUCACAGUGACGUCUUCUGUCAGUGCUUGUUGGAAUACGUUUCUCAAUGCGCUGUAGCCCUCAAGAAAGAAAAGAGUCUGGCAUUUGACACCGAUGUGGCCGACAAGAAGGAAACAAAGAUUUUUCUUCACCAAAGCGUGAAUCAUCUGAAAAUACUAUUUUUUAUCUCUGUUUCUGAUACUUUCUGUGAAAUGGGAAGGUCAGAUACAGUUGCUUUCAUGUAUUAUAACCAUUCUUACAAACAAAUGUCCUAUUUAAAUAAAUGUCAUUCAAAAGGAA
This is a messenger RNA of Coregonus clupeaformis (lake whitefish), 4320 nucleotides long. RefSeq names its product E3 ubiquitin-protein ligase arih1. Gene Ontology annotation, molecular function: ubiquitin conjugating enzyme binding; zinc ion binding; ubiquitin protein ligase activity. The record is from RefSeq and is a predicted model, not a curated record. Gene Ontology annotation, cellular component: ubiquitin ligase complex; nucleus; cytoplasm. Lineage: Eukaryota; Metazoa; Chordata; Actinopteri; Salmoniformes; Salmonidae. Gene Ontology annotation, biological process: ubiquitin-dependent protein catabolic process; positive regulation of proteasomal ubiquitin-dependent protein catabolic process; protein polyubiquitination. The coding region runs from base 171 to 1751 and encodes 526 amino acids. The transcript has 14 exons.